This is a messenger RNA of Coregonus sp. 'balchen', 11868 nucleotides long. NCBI's taxonomy places the organism in Eukaryota, Metazoa, Chordata, Actinopteri, Salmoniformes, Salmonidae. The record is from the annotation of a GenBank genome assembly.
AUGUCUGAACCCAAGUCCCCAGGUUCUUACUGUGGUCUUCCAGCACAGAGAAGCUCACAGUGGGGUCCAGAGAUGGUCUUAGUGAAGCUGGAGGACUGUAGUCAACCACUGGAACUCAAUGUGAUAGUCAAAGAGGAAGAGGAGGAGAGAGAAGUAAAAGAAGAGGAGCUAGGGAUUAAAGAGGAGGUGGAGGAGAGAGCGUUCAAAGAAGAGGUGGAGGAGAGAGCGUUCAAAGAAGAGGUGGAGGAGAGAGCGUUCAAAGAAGAGGUGGAGGAGAGAGCGUUCAAAGAAGAGGUGGAGGAGAGAGCAUUCAAAGAAGAGGUGGAGGAGAGAGCAUUCAAAGAAGAGGUGGAGGAGAGAGCAUUCAAAGAAGAGGUGGAGGAGAGAGCAUUCAAAGAAGAGGUGGAGGAGAGAGCAUUCAAAGAAGAGGUGGAGGAGAGAGCAUUCAAAGAGGAGGUGGAGGAGAGAGCAUUCAAAGAGGAGAGAUUGUUCAAAGAUGAGGUGGAGGAGAGAGCAGUCACAGAAGUGGACAACAGGGAAGAGGAGGAAGAAGUAGAUGGUAACACUGACCCAGGUAAGUUCAGUUGUGUAGGAUGGAGAGAGGUAGGUGCAUUGGCAGCCACAUGGGAUUCCAUAACUAUUAUUGGGUCUUUCCACCAAUCUGGUGCCUUUUUCUGAAGAGUAACUUGGUUUCAUCUAAUGUUAAAGGGGCAGUGCAGUUAAAAAGGUGAUGUUCUUGUUUUGAAAAUAAUUCCUGGACUUUCAGCCUGUUCAGGUGGGAUGGAGGUUUUGGCCCAGAUCAUGGCAUCACAAUCUGAUAUGAAUGAUCAGUCAUAUUUUAUAUGCAUAUGUAUCCUCCUACAUUGAAGGGGUAAGCGGGGUAGGCUCUGUCUGCCAAUCAGGGCUGUGUAUGUAAAUAUAUUUUCAUUUGUAUCAACAUGCCCACAAGAUCAGACUGAGCAUUUCAAUGGCAAAAGGAGGCUCAGGGAAAUCAAUGAUAAAAAAUAUAUUUGGAGUUAUUUCAUGAAAUAAACACACGCAGUGAUUUAUAUAGACAUACAGUGAUAAUUAAAAAAUACUGCAUGAGGGCUUUAACAUUCUGGGUUCUGUUUUCAGCUGGCGGUUAGAAGGCCCAAGUGUCAAACACACGUUAGUUUGGAAUUUCGUCACGGAAGAACAUGAGCACUGGCAUUUUCCAGCCCUAACGCCAGGUUCGGCAAUUUACCUGUCUAACGUCAGCUGACUUGCGCUGAGGUGGGAGGGGUGGCAAAAUGGACAGUUUCAUGCAGCACUAAAGGGAACGUUUAUGACCCACAAAUGGCAGGUCUUAAAGGUAACUCAGUUACCAUUUUGAGAGCGGAAGCGCAGCCUAUCCAGCCAUGACACACAGUGCCCGUGGAAGAGAGAUGUUCAUUUUGUGUGGUGAAUCUCGUAUUUAGAAACAUCAAAUAAUGAUUGGUUUCCCCCCCAUUUUGUUUAAUUUGAUUAAAAACCAAGCAUAGCCUACCCUCCUCCUAAAUCAUGGCUGGUUUAGCAGCAUCGGAUAGGAGCAUCUUUUUAUCCUAGCCAGUAGCCCAGUAGCCUGAAUAAACAGGUUUUAAAUAGUUUACUGAGAUUGCCUUGAAAUAUUUGCCUUAAUGUUUUUUCAUUAUUCACAAUUCACAUACCAGCAUGCUUCAUUUUGCUCGUUUUGAGUAAGCUAUCCAGCCCAAUUUUCAAAGAGCGCCCCUGGUCCGAUUACCAAAGUCACGGCGCUUCUCCAAACUAUUCCAUCCUCCUAUAAUGCCAUAAACUAUAGAUAGGAGAAUAGUAUUUUGUAUAGACGUGCAAAUGUUAUGUGUAAAGACAUUUAGGUGUGUGCACAGAGAAGUGAUUUAUGAGUUCAUGUUUCUGACACAAUCCUGUUUAGAAAUAUUGUUGUUGGUUUAAAAAGUAGAUUUUCGUUUAAUUUGAUUACAACACAAAGUUAUUAGAAAGAUUCACCGUCCAUGUGUUUAUGGUGAGAACGUAUAUGGCUCGAAUGCAAUGUACAAGUGCAAAUAUGAUCAUAAGAUGGUUGAAUGAUGUUUCUAAAACAUUACAUUUGCAAGAAGUAUAACGGUGAGUAGACAUUCUCCCUUCUUUCUUUAUAUUGGAUCUUUAUCCAGCUCCUGUGAAAAGUUUUGAUGUGUGUAAAACCCUCCAUAGUCUAAGUUGCCUUGUCAGUAUAAAUGCUCCCGAGUGGCGCAGUGGUCUAAGGCACUGCAUCUCAUUGGUCUAAGGCACUGCAUCUCAUUGGUCUAAGGCACUGCAUCUCAUUGGUCUAAGGCACUGCAUCUCAGUGGUCUAAGGCACUGUAUCUCAGUGGUCUAAGGCACUGCAUCUCAGCGGUCUAAGGCACUGCAUCUCAUUGGUCUAAGGCACUGCAUCUCAGUGGUCUAAGGCACUGCAUCUCAUUGGUCUAAGGCACUGCAUCUCAGCGGUCUAAGGCACUGCAUCUCAUUGGUCUAAGGCACUGCAUCUCAUUGGUCUAAGGCACUGCAUCUCAUUGGUCUAAGGCACUGCAUCUCAGUGGUCUAAGGCACUGCAUCUCAGUGGUCUAAGGCACUGCAUCUCAUUGGUCUAAGGCACUGCAUCUCAUUGGUCUAAGGCACUGCAUCUCAGCGGUCUAAGGCACUGCAUCUCAUUGGUCUAAGGCACUGCAUCUCAGUGGUCUAAGGCACUGCAUCUCAUUGGUCUAAGGCACUGCAUCUCAUUGGUCUAAGGCACUGCAUGUCAUUGGUCUAAGGCACUGCAUCUCAUUGGUCUAAGGCACUGCAUCUCAUUGGUCUAAGGCACUGCAUCUCAUUGGUCUAAGGCACUGCAUCUCAUUGGUCUAAGGCACUGCAUCUCAGUGGUCUAAGGCACUGCGUCUCAUUGGUCUAAGGCACUGCAUCUCAGCGGUCUAAGGCACUGCAUCUCAUUGGUCUAAGGCACUGCAUCUCAGCGGUCUAAGGCACUGCAUCUCAUUGGUCUAAGGCACUGCAUCUCAUUGGUCUAAGGCACUGCAUCUCAGUGGUCUAAGGCACUGCAUCUCAUUGGUCUAAGGCACUGCAUCUCAUUGGUCUAAGGCACUGCAUCUCAUUGGUCUAAGGCACUGCAUCUCAGUGGUCUAAGGCACUGCAUCUCAUUGGUCUAAGGCACUGCAUCUCAUUGGUCUAAGGCACUGCAUCUCAUUGGUCUAAGGCACUGCAUCUCAUUGGUCUAAGGCACUGCAUCUCAUUGGUCUAAGGCACUGCAUCUCAUUGCUUGAGGCGUCACUACAGAACCCCUGGUUCGAUUCCAGGCUGUAUCACAACCGGCCGUGAUACAGCCUGGAGUCCAAUAGGGCGGCGCACAAUUGGCCCAGCGUCAUCCGAGUGUGGCCGGUGUAGGCCGUCAUUGUAAAUAAGAAUUUGUUCUUAACUGACUUGCCUAGUUAAAUAAAGGUAAAAUAAAAUAAAAACGCACAGGGAACAAUUAUGGUGCCUGUAACAGCCUAUUUUGAUUAGAAUUUGAUUAGAGUUUUACAUUGUCUUUUUAGGCCUCAUCAAUAGCCUAGUGAAUUUAAUCUUGCUUAUUGACUAUGUUUGGCAUGUCCAUGUCCAGACUGCAAUUUACAGUAGACCAAGCCACUAUAUCAGUGUGAGUGCUAUAGCCUAUGUUUAACAAUGCAUUUCCAUAUUGAAGCAAUGCAAUAAGAACAAUGUGGACUGCAAACAUGUUUAGCAAAUAUGGGGCAGGCUAUUUAACGAACUAGGCUAUGACGGACUAACAUUCUAAUUGGAGUUGAUGACAACGCAAUAGAUAAAAGACCUUAACUACACAACUUGAAGCAACCACAUAUUUAGCCAUGGAGCACUUACUGAUUGGCCAGUGAGGGGCCAAGCCUCGGAAACCCACAACUUGUUUAUUCAUCAAAACCCAGCUCUUUUGCGCCACCACAAGCUACUGCGCCCAUAAUUCCGGUUCUGAAAAUAACAAAAAUAUUUCUGACAGCAACGUGAGAGACUGAUCAACAACUACAGGAAGGAUUUGGGGCAGUCAUUGCAGCUAAAAGAUGGCACAAGCAGUUAUUGAGUGUAACGGGGCAAUUACUUUUUCACACAGGGGAAUUGGGUGUUGCAUAUCUUUGUUAUUACAUAACCCCAAAAAUGAGAUACUUAUUUUAUUUAUUUGUAAACUCAGGUGCCCUUUAUCUGAUAUUAGGUUUUGGUUGAAGAUCUGAUAACAUUCAGUAUAAAAAAUAUGCAAAAAUAGAGAAUAUCAGAAAGAGGGCCAAUACUUUUUCACGGCACUGUAUGGGUAACAGGGUUGACGUGUUGUGCUCAACCACUGUUUUCCACCACAAAACACCAGAAAAUGGCCAAAAAGAGUAGAACCAGCUCACCUGCUUUUACACUAUGAUUUAACUACAGUGGGGAGAACAAGUAUUUGAUACACUGCCGAUUUUGCAGGUUUUCCUACUUACAAAGCAUGUAGAGGUCUGUAAUUUUUAUCAUAGGUACACUUCAACUGUGAGACGGAAUCUAAAACAAAAAUCCAGAAAAUCACAUUGUAUGAUUUUUAAGUAAUUAAUUUGCAUUUUCUUGUAUGACAUAAGUAUUUGAUACAUCAGAAAAGCAGAACUUAAUAUUUGGUACAGAAACCUUUGUUUGCAAUUACAGAGAUCAUACGUUUCCUGUAGGUCUUGACCAGGUUUGCACACACUGCAGCAGGGAUUUUGGCCCACACCUCCAUACAGACCUUCUCCAGAUCCUUCAGGUUUCGGGGCUGUCGCUGGGCAAUACAGACUUUCAGCUCCCUCCAAAGAUUUUCUAUUGGGUUCAGGUCUGGAGACUGGCUAGGCCACUCCAGGACCUUGAGAUGCUUCUUACGGAGCCACUCCUUAGUUGCCCUGGCUGUGUGUUUCGGGUCGUUGUCAUGCUGGAAGACCCAGCCACGACCCAUCUUCAAUGCUCUUACUGAGGGAAGAAGGUUGUUGGCCAAGAUCUCGCGAUACAUGGCCCCAUCCAUCCUCCCCUCAAUACGGUGCAGUCGUCCUGUCCCCUUUGCAGAAAAGCAUCCCCAAAGAAUGAUGUUUCCACCUCCAUGCUUCACGGUUGGGAUGGUGUUCUUGGGGUUGUACUCAUCCUUCUUCUUCCUCCAAACACGGCGAGUGGAGUUUAGACCAAAAAGCUCUAUUUCUGUCUCAUCAGACCACAUGACCUUCUCCCAUUCCUCCUCUGGAUCAUCCAGAUGGUCAUUGGCAAACUUCAGACGGGCCUGGACAUGCGCUGGCUUGAGCAGGGGGACCUUGCGUGCGCUGCAGGAUUUUAAUCCAUGACGGCGUAGUGUGUUACUAAUGGUUUUCUUUGAGACUGUGGUCCCAGCUCUCUUCAGGUCAUUGACCAGGUCCUGCCAUGUAGUUCUGGGCUGAUCCAUCACCUUCCUCAUGAUCAUUGAUGCCCCACGAGGUGAGUAUCUUGCAUGGAGCCCCAGACCGAGGGUGAUUGACCGUCAUCUUGAACUUCUUCCAUUUUCUAAUAAUUGCGCCAACAGUUGUUGCCUUCUCACCAAGCUGCUUGCCUAUUGUCCUGUAGCCCAUCCCAGCCUUGUGCAGGUCUACAAUUUUAUCCCUGAUGUCCUUACACAGCUCUCUGGUCUUGGCCAUUGUGGAGAGGUUGGAGUCUGUUUGAUUGAAUGUGGACAGGUGUCUUUUAUACAGGUAACGAGUUCAAACAGGUGAAGUUAAUACAGGUAAUGAGUGGAGAACAGGAGGGCUUCUUAAAGAAAAACGAACAGGUCUGUGAGAGCUGGAAUUCUUACUGGUUGGUAGGUGAUCAAAUACUUAUGUCAUGCAAUACAAUGCAAAUUAAUUACUUAAUAAUCAUACAAUGUGAUUUUCUGGAUUUUUGUUUUAGAUUCUGUCUCUCACUGUUGAAGUGUACCUAUGAUAAAAAUUACAGACAUGCUUUGUAAGUAGGAAAACCUGCAAAAUCUGCAGUGUAUCAAAUACUUGUUCUCCCCACUGUAUUACAUGGUCAAUGUUUCUUUUGAUAAAAUAUUUAAAAGCAGGUGAGCUGUUUUAUUUAAGCAAGGUUAAAGAUAAACGUUUCGGCCUUCAUCAGAAUAAUCACUCAAAGGGAAGUGCCAGUGUUAUGUCUUUUCCUUUUCAAUGAUGGUUAGUUUUUUAGGUUGCACCUCGACUCACGUUGGUUGUGCACCCUCUGAGGGACAGACGGCAACGAAUCACUAAUCACAUGAAAUAAAUAAUAAUCUUCAGAAAUGACUUUCUCAAAGCAACAAAAUAACUAGGGCUUUACAAUGAUGGUUAAAAUGUUGAUACAUUUUGGUGUUAGAUGGGUUAAAAUCUUCCUAGAAGUCACUGAGGGUGCACAAGAGUGACAUGUCAGGGUGGCAGGUAGCUUAGUGGGUAGGAGCGUUGUGCCAGUAACCGAAAGGUCGCUGGUUCUAAUCCCAGAGCCGACUAGGUGAAAAAUCUGUCUGUGCCCUUAAGCAAGGCACUUAACCCUAAUUGCUCCUGUAAGUCACUCUGGAUAAGAGCGUCUGCUAAAUUACUAAAAUGUAAAUGUAAUGUCAAAAUGCUAAAUUUCGGCACUUCAGAUUUAUUGAAUUCUCUGUGGUCUGUAUUAAAGGGCACUUAAUUUAAUAUAACAAGCUUUUAAAAUGCAAUAUUGGUGCACAAUUUCUACUUAAAAUAUCAAAGUGACGCAAAAUACACACUUUCCCUGGAACAACCCUGUUCUGUUUGUUUAAAAGAGGCGGCAGUUAGCCUAACGGUUAGAGAGGUGAGCCACCAACCAAAGGAUUGCCCGUUUGAAUUCCGGGUCCUGGAGAGAAGUUGGUGCAUUGGUGGCAACAGGGGAUUCCAAAACUAUGGCGGGAAAAUAUGUCGAAGUGAGCUGUCAACUGGAAGGUUGAUGGUAUCAAAUCCUAGAUGUCAUCACCCGCUGUUGUGCCCUUGAGUAAGACACUUAACCCCUCCACAACAAUUGCUCCACAGGCACCAUAGUAUGGAAGUCCCCUGCUCCAACCUCUCCAACCUUUAUGUCUUUCAGGGAUAAAGUGGAAGAAGACAUUCUUAAAUCUACAAUCCUUAGUUGCUACAUAAAUUUUUGGACUUUGAAAUGAAUAUGUUCUCAUUGAUUCUUGAAUAAUAUAACUUACUGAGUGUAGUUCAACGGUCGUUCUCCAUCAGAACCCAACAUAUACAGUGGGGAUGAAAAAUGUUUUAAGUCAGCCACCAAUUGUGCAAGUUCUCCCACUUAAAAAGAUGAGAGAGGCCUGUAAUUUUCAUCAUAGGUACACGUCAACUAUGACAGACAAAUUGAGAAAAAAAAUCCAGAAAAUCAAAUUGUAGGAUUUUUUAUGAAUUUAUUUGCAAAUAAUGGUGGAAAAUAAGUAUUUGGUCACCUACAAACAAGCAAGAUUUCUGGCUCUCACAGACCUGUAACUUCUUCUUUAAGAGGCUCCUCUGUCCUCCACUCGUUACCUGUAUUAAUGGCACCUGUUUGAACUUGUUAUCAGUAUAAAAGACACCUGUCCACAACCUCAAACAGUCACACUCCAAACUCCACUAUGGCCAAGACCAAAGAGCUGUCAAAGGACACAAGAAACAAAAUUGUAGACCUGCACCAGGCUGGGAAGACUGAAUCUGCAAUAGGUAAGCAGCUUGGUUUGAAGAAAUCAACUGUGGGAGCAAUUAUUAGGAAAUUUAAGACAUACAAGACUAUUGAUAAUCUCCUUCGAUCUGGGGCUCCACGCAAGAUCUCACCCCGUGGGGUAAAAAUGAUCACAAGAACGGUGAGCAAAAAUCCCAGAACCACACGGGGGGACCUAGUGAAUGACCUGCAGAGAGCUGGGACCAAAGUAACAGAGCCUACCAUCAGUAACACACUACGCCGCCAGGGACUCAAAUCCUGCAGUGCCAGACGUGUCCCCCUGCUUAAGCCAGUACAUGUCCAGGCCCGUCUGAAGUUUGCUAGAGUGCAUUUGGAUGAUCCAGAAGAGGAUUGGGAGAAUGUCAUAUGGUCAGAUGAAACCAAAAUAGAACUUUUUGGUAAAAACUCAACUCGUCGUGUUUGGAGGACAAAGAAUGCUGAGUUGCAUCCAAAGAACACCAUACCUACUGUGAAGCAUGGGGGUGGAAACAUCAUGCUUUGGGGCUGUUUUUCUGCAAAGGGACCAGGACGACUGAUCCGUGUAAAGGAAAGAAUGAAUGGGGCCAUGUAUCGUGAGAUUUUGAGUGAAAACCUCCUUCCAUCAGCAAGGGCAUUGAAUAUGAAACGUGGCUGGGUCUUUCAGCAUGACAAUGAUCCCAAACACAACGCCUGGGCAACGAAGGAGUGGCUUCGUAAGAAGCAUUUCAAGGUCCUGGAGUGGCCUAGCCAGUCUCCAGAUCUCAACCCCAUAGAAAAUCUUUGGAGGGAGUUGAAAGUCCGUGUUGCCCAGCGACAGCCCCAAAACAUCACUGCUCUAGAGGAGAUCUGCAUGGAGGAAUGGGCCAAAAUACCAGCAACAGUGUGUGAAAACCUUGUGAAGACUUACAGAAAACGUUUGACCUGUGUCAUUGCCAACAAAGGGUAUAUAACAAAGUAUUGAGAAACGUUUGUUAUUGACCAAAUACUUAUUUUCCACCAUAAUUUGCAAAUAAAUUCAUAAAAAAUCCUACAAUGUGAUUUUCUGGGAAAAAAAUUCUAAUUUUGUCUGUCAUAGUUGACGUGUACCUAUGAUGAAAAUUACAGGCCUCUCAUCUUUUUAAGUGGGAGAACUUGCACAAUUGGUGGCUGACUAAAUACUUUUUCCCCCACUAUAAGCUUGUUUUACUCCAAUGUUUGUAAACAAUGUAAAAUAUAACCAAACACUGUAUAGCCUCAAAACAUGGAUGAAACUAUCAUGUUGAUAUCAUGGAUGGUCAGGCCUUGCAUCUUUAGAUCUGUCUAUUAAUUUGAGAGUGGUUACAUUUCUCAAAGCCCAUCCCUCAGAUUUGUACUGAAUCAGAGAUCUGGUGGUUCUUUGUCAUUGGUUUAAUUGAGGAUUCUAGCUUUAACGAGUGUAGGCAAAAUUAUGUUUUUCCUGUGUUUUAUAUCAUAUUGUACCACUGCUGAUGAAACUAACACUGUAAACGUGUGAUUUUUAAUCAGUUAUUUCCCGAUAGUUGCUGGUUGAAAAUACAAUUUACACAGGACCUUCUAAUCAGCAGUUUAGGCUUUCCAUGGUAAUGCAACAGAUGUCUCAAGUUUGGAGGGAGCGUGCAAUUGGCAUGUUGACUGCACGAAUGUCCACCAGAGCUGUUGCCAGAUAAUUUAAUGUUCAUUUCUCCUCCAUAAGCCGCCUCCAACAUUGUUUUAGAGUAUUUGGCAGUAUGUCCAACCGGCAUCACAACUGCAGACCACAUGUAACCACGCCAGCACAGGACCUCCACAUCCGGCUUCUUCACCUGCGGCAUCGUCUGAGACCAGCCACCAGGACAGCUGAUGAAACUGUGGGUUUGCACAACUGAAGAAUUUCUGCACGAACUGUCAGAAACCGUCUCAGGGAAGCUCUUCUGCGUGCUCGUCGUCCUCACCAGGGUCUUGACCUGACUGCAGUUCGACGUCGUAACCGACUUCAGUGGGCAAAUGCUCAUCUUCAAUGGCCACUGGCAUACUGGAGAAGUGUGCUCUUCACGGAUUAAUCCUGGUUUAAACUGUAAUGGGCAGAUGGCACAAAGCGUGUAUGGCGUCGUGUGGGCGAGCGCUUUGCUGAUGUCAACUUUGUGAGUGCCAAUGAUGGCGGUGGGGUUAUGGUAUGGGCAGGUAUAAGCUACGGACAAUGAACACGAUUGCAUUUUAUCGAUGGCAAUAUGAAUGCACAGAGAUACCGUGACGUGAUCCUGAGGCCCAUUAUCGUGCCAUUCAUCCACCGCCAUCACCUCAUGAUACAAGGAUCUGUACACAAUUCCUGGAUGCUGAAAAUGUCCCAGUUCUUCCAUGGCCUGCAUACUCACCAGACAUGUCACCCAUUGUGCAUGUUUUGGGAUGCUCUGGAUUGACAUGUAUGACAGCGUGUUCCAGUUCCCGCCAAUAUCCAGCAACUUCGCACAGCCAUUGAAGAGGAGUGGGACAACGUUCCACAGGCCACAAUCAACAGCCUGAUCAACUUCAUGGGAAGUUGGGCAAAUGGUGGUCACACCAAAUACUGACUGGUUUUCUGAUCCAUGCCCCUACCUUUUUUUAAAGGUAUCUGUAUUUCCAGUCAUGUGAAAUCCAUAGAUUAGGGCCUAAUGAAUGUUUUUACAUUUUCUGAUUUCCUGAUGAGUAUAAUUUUUGAAAUUGUUGCAUGUUGCAUUUAUAUUUUUGUUAAGUGUAUUAAAGUAAGGUACCUAAAUGUUACCCAAUAAAUUAUUUGAUAUUGAUAUUAUGAACGGCUGCAUUGGGCCUUUUAAACAAGUCUUAUAAAGACCAUUUCAAUGUUUUUCCUGAUUCUAACCCCAUAUCUGUUCAUUUUCCCACAGGAGAGAGCUCCAACCCAGGUUCAGACAGUGAGCCCAGUUCCACAGCAUCAGGAAACCCUAAACAACACAGACAGAGGAACUCAAGACAGAAACAUCACCACUGCAUGGACUGCUUCACUAGUUUCUAUGAGCCAGAGGAGUUGAGAAGACACACUUGUAGGCCCCACCCCUGCUCAGAUUGCAGAGGCAGCAUUUUAUGUCCAACUCACCUCAAAUCAAAACAGACUCAAAAAAGGAUUACGACAUACCCGUGUGGUCAAUGUGGGAAGAUAUGUGAAACACCAAGCAAACUCAAGACGCACCAGAUAACUCAUACAGGAGAGAAGCCAUACCACUGCUCUGUUUGUGGGAAGGGUUGCAGUCAUUCAGACCAACUAAAGACACACCAGAGAACUCACACAGGAGAGAAGCCUUACCACUGCUCCCAAUGUGGAACAAGUUUCAGUCAGUUAUCAACUCUGAGAAAACACCACCUAACUCACACAGGAGAGAAGCCUUACCUCUGCUCUCAUUGUGGGAAGAGUUUCCGUCAGUUAGCCAACCUAAAUACACACCAGUUAAUUCACACAGGAGAGAAGCCAUACCACUGCUGUCAGUGUGGGAAGGAUUUCAGACAUCCAAGAGACUUAAAUUCACACCAGAGAACGCACACAGGAGAGAAGCCUUACAACUGCUCCCAAUGUGGAAUACGUUUCAGUCAGUUAUCAACUCUGAAAAAACACAAUCUAACUCACACAGGAGAGAAGCCUUAUCUCUGCUCUCAAUGUGGGAAGAGUUUCACCAGGUUAUGUGAACUGAAGGCACACCAGAUAACUCACACAGAAGAGAAGCCUUACCACUGCUCUCAGUGUGGGGAUAGUUUCAGCAGUUUAUAUUUUCUAAAGAAACACCAGCUAAUUCACACUGGAGGAAAGCUGUUCCACUGCUCCCAGUGUGGGAAGAGUUUCAGCCAGUCAUCAACGCUGAAGAAACAUCAGAUAACUCACACAGGGGAGAAGAAGUUCCUAUGCCAUCAGUGUGGGAAGAAUUUUGGUCAUUCAUCAACUUUGAAGAAACAUCAGAUAACGCACACAGGAGAGAAACCUUACCACUGCGCUCAGUGUGGAAAUAGUUUCAGUCUGGUGGGAAACCUAAAGAGACACCAGCUAACCCACACAGUAAAGAAGCCUUACUGCUGUUCGUAUUGUGGGAAGAGUGUCAGUCAGUUACACCACCUAAAGACACACCAGUUAAUUCACACAGGAGAGAAGCCAUACAACUGCUUUCAUUGUGGGAAGAGUUUCAGUCAAUCAUCAACUUUGAAGAAACAUCAGGAGAAAAGCUGUGUCAUCAGAUCUGAAGACACCAGCUUGCUCACAGGGGAGAAGCCUUAA